CUAAAUGUAGUAGUGAGUGUGUGUUUGUGUGUUUGUGUGUGUGUGUGAUGCUAAAAGUUCAGCAGUGAAUCAUUCAUGAGGAAGGCAGCAUUGGAAACUCAGCUGUUUCUGAGUGGAUUAUUGCAUCUCACUUUAACUAAACAUUGCAGAUCGACGGACAUUUUAACGGAUUCCUACGACAUCGUUACGUAUGAUAUCGUGUUUAAAAUGUAUACAAGAAAAAUCUGUAAAAGGAAACACAAUUCAGAAUUCAUGUCUAGCAUAGUAUCCCAAAAAACCAUGAGAACUCUUCUACCUCCUACACUCUCACGAUCUCCUCACUAGCUAGCAGUCCGUCUAGUAAUCUAGCUAGCUUUUUUGUUCUUUCUGUAUCUGAGCCACACUGAUAACUUUAACAAACGUGAUUAAAAAUUUUCGAAAAAGCCUCAUCCCCUGCCAUCUGGAAUCAUCUUAGCUAGCUGGUUCGGUGCUCCUAUUGGUCCUUGGUUUGACGCUCAUCGUAGGAGAUGUCUCACCUCAGAUAUCUCCAGGCAGCAAGGCCUCCACGGUAGACCUUUCUUCUGGUGACAUUAUCCUGGCUAUAGAUGGCGUCUCCACCAGCAACAUGAUGCACUCUGAAGCUCAGCAUCGCAUGAAGCAGGCCACACGGCAGCUCAACUUAACCAUCCAGAGGCCAGAAACCAAACUAUGGUCACCUCGAGUCAGAGAAGAUGACAGAGUGCAUCCAUUUAAAAUGAACCUGGAUGCAGAGAUGCAGGAUUACAGGCCAAUAGGCACGGGCCAUAACCGGCGGGCCGCACCCUUUGUGGCGGCAGCCAACAUUGACGACAAGCGACAGGUGGUCAGCUCCGCCUACAACUCUCCCAUUGGUCUGUAUUCUUCUGGCAAUAUCCAGGAUGCCUUACAAGGUCAGCUCAGGGGCCUAAUACACAGCAAGCCAGAGAGUCCCAGGAUCCUUACAUCUAUAGAAGAAUCAGAUGUGUACCGCAUGCUACAGAAGGAAGAGGGAGAGAAGGAGCCUCAUGAACCCCGACAAUCAGGAUCUUUCAAAGCCUUACAGGACUACAUCAGCAAUGAAGGAACACUUCCAGUCGUGACGAAGGAGGUGCGAGCUCCCACCACUAAGCCUCUCUCACCAGGAGGAAACCUGCACAAACUGCCCAUGUGUGACAAGUGUGGUAACGGCAUAGUUGGGAUGGUGGUGAAAGUUCACGAUAAGUAUCGGCACCCUGGUUGUUUCGUCUGCUCGGACUGUGAGGAGAACCUGAAGCAGAAAGGCUACUUUUUUAUAGACGACGAGAUCUACUGUGAAACUCACGCACUUGCUCACGGAAAACCUCCUGAAAGUCCAGACCUGUAGAUAACACACACACACAUACACGCACGCACGCACUUACAUCUGAAUAUUAUAUUAUAAAAUUGUACUCAUUUACUCUGCAUUUGCACUCAUUUAGAGCGACACAUUUACAACCAUGGUGAUUGACGAAACACAACACGGUCUUGAUUGUUAAGGAACAUCAGUUUGUUUGUGGGGUUUGAAAUGGAUUUACCCUGUGCUGUACAUAUACUGUAAGAAUAAGCUAUGUCAAUAAAAUAAAACUUACAACUGUG
Tachysurus fulvidraco (yellow catfish) is the source of this 1611-nucleotide messenger RNA. It is a transcript of the gene pdlim3a, whose product is annotated as PDZ and LIM domain 3a. The transcript has 7 exons. Gene Ontology annotation, cellular component: filamentous actin; stress fiber; adherens junction. Bases 605 to 1360 code for a protein of 251 amino acids. Gene Ontology annotation, biological process: muscle structure development; actin cytoskeleton organization; heart development. The record is from RefSeq and is a predicted model, not a curated record. NCBI's taxonomy places the organism in Eukaryota, Metazoa, Chordata, Actinopteri, Siluriformes, Bagridae. Gene Ontology annotation, molecular function: muscle alpha-actinin binding; actin binding.